Molecule: messenger RNA, 2973 nt
Organism: Lachancea mirantina
Lineage: Eukaryota; Fungi; Ascomycota; Saccharomycetes; Saccharomycetales; Saccharomycetaceae
Source: the annotation of a GenBank genome assembly
AUGGUGAAGCCUUCGCUCAAGCUUGGUUCCGGACACUCUUACCAAAAGACCUUGCUUUUGCCCAAAACGAAGUUUGCUAAUCGGUCCAAUCUCCAAAAGUCGCUCACACAACUCAUCCCACAGGCAUCGCAAGAGGUAUAUGACGCGCAGCUUCGAGAAUUCAAACAAAAACUGAACGAGAUUAUUCCUGAAAAACGCACCGAUUUCGUUAAACAAAACCUGUUUGUAUUACACGACGGACCGCCGUAUGCAAACGGUGAUCUUCACCUGGGCCAUGCCCUCAACAAGAUUUUGAAAGAUAUCACAAACCGGUAUCAACUGUUGAAGGGUAAGUAUAUCUAUUACAAGCCCGGAUGGGACUGUCAUGGUCUCCCCAUUGAGCUGAAAGCCCUACAGACCUUGAGCCGGAGCAAGCUUGAAAGCAUAUCUGCGUCGAAAGUUCGAUCAUUAGCAGCGCGUCAUGCGACGAAAACCAUGAACAGUCAGCAAAAGACAUUUGAGCAAUUUGGGCUUUUGAUGAAUAAAGACGACUAUUAUAUGACAUUGCAUAAAAGCUACGAAAUCAAUCAAUUGGGCAUUUUUAAAAGUAUGCUUCAGAGAGGACUUAUCAAACGGCAAUACAAACCCGUAUACUGGGGGACAGAGACAAAAACGGCGUUGGCAGAAGGUGAACUUGAGUACAACGAAAGCCACAGGUCAACUGCUGCUUACAUCGGCUUCCCAAUGCGCAAAGAAUCCAUCCAGACUUUUAUGCAGCGUCUUGGCCUCGAGAGGAAUAUGCCAACAAAAUGUUUAAUUUGGACGAGUAUGGCGUGGACGGUUUUCGCUAAUGAAGCAAUUUGCUAUAAUAGGAAAUUUCAAUAUGCUCUGGUCUCCCAUAAAGGUGAAGACUAUAUUGUAGAGGCCAAAUUGCUAUCUCAAACCCCUGAAGUACAGAAUGGCGAUUUGAUUGCAACUUUUUCCGGGUCGAUGCUAGAUGGGUUGUUUUAUUCGUCUCCGCUGGAUCGGACCGAAAUCUUCAAGCCUCUUCUUCAUGGUGAACAUGUCACGGACUCCUCAGGAACUGGACUGGUCCAUAGUGCACCGGGCCAUGGACAAGAUGAUUAUUUUGUUGGAAUAGAAAAUAAGUUGCCCAUCACGUCAAUAGUUGACCAUGAGGGCAGAUACAAGGUUGAAGCUAUUCGCGAAGAGUUUCAUGAAGCCCUCACAGACCCAAGCUUCGGAAAAGGCAGAGAGGUUCUUUCAGCCGAUACCACAACGCAAAUUCUUGAAAUUCUUCAUAAAAAGAAUCUCUUGUUAAAAUCCCAUGAUUACGUUCACUCGUAUCCGUAUGACUGGAGAUCGAAAAAGCCUGUCGUUAUUAGAGCCACUUUACAAUGGUUUGCCGGUCUCGACAGUGUAAAGCCGCUUGCCUUGCAAAGCAUCGACAAUGUCCAGUUUUUCCCUCAGAGGGGUUCCAAGCGGCUUUCCUCGUUUGUAAAGGGCAGAAGUGAGUGGUGCAUCUCAAGGCAGCGCUCAUGGGGGGUACCCAUUCCUGUUUUCUACAAGAAGGAGAAUCCAGACGAAAUGCUAAUGAAUGAGAAAACUAUAGAUCACAUUUUAAAGGUUUUCGAGGAAAAGGGAUCCGACUCAUGGUUUUCCGACAACCAAACGGACAUGGAGAGUUGGUUACCGGAAGAGUAUCAUGAGGUUGCUCACUUGUAUUGUAGAGGCCAAGACACGCUUGACGUUUGGUUUGAUAGCGGGAGCUCUUGGAAAGUCAUCGAGGAUUUUUACAGCAAAGAGCUGAACCUUCCAACUCUUCCAGAACCUCUUACGAACAUGUAUUUGGAAGGCUCGGAUCAGCACCGUGGGUGGUUUCAAAGCUCGCUUUUGACCAAGGUAGCAUCGGCGGAGAAGCCUUCAUCACCUUACGGAAUUGUUUUGACGCAUGGAUUUACGCUGGACGAAAACGGCAUUAAAAUGUCAAAAUCUAUUGGGAAUAUUAUAUCACCCGACAGCGUUCUUGCCGGAAACGAUCAGCUAAACCUUCCCCCGUUAGGAGUCGAUGGCUUGAGGUUUUUAGUGGCGCAAUCAGAUUUUACUUCUGACAUUACUGUCGGACCCACAGUCAUGCGACAUGUCUCUGAGGCUUUGAAGAAGCUUAGAUUGACAUUCAAAUUUCUUUUGGGUAACUUGCAGGAGUCAAGUCACCCAGCGGAGUUAUUAGAGAUUGACAAUUUGCGUCCAAUUGAUCAAUAUAUUUUGUGCACUCUUCAAACCCUGACCAAGGAGUGCCAAGAACAUUACGAAAGUUACGCAUUUUCGAAGGUGCUGACCGCUGUUUUGUACCAUAUGAAUAACCACCUUUCGUCAUUCUACUUCGACUGCAUUAAAGACUCACUUUAUUCAGAUGCCACGCCGGCACUCAAACGCAAGCAAAUCCAAACCACUCUACUUUAUAUUCUCGAUAUUUAUCGGGGUAUAAUGGCUCCGAUUACACCACUCUUGGUUCAAGAAGCCUGGAAUUGCCUACCCAAACAGUGGCUACCUGCCCUGGAGAACUGCCACUCAGCUAGCUCGUCACGAUCCCCUAUGCGAAGACCAUGGAUGCUUUUUGAUCUGCAAAAUAUCCAAGAGAAAAUCUCGUCUUUCGAAGGUGCUCACAUGUUGAUUCUGAAAGCAUAUCGAGCCGAAUUUCACAAGCUCGCCGAUGUCACCAAAAGUGUUGAGACAAAAGUCAACCUGAUUUUAAAGGACAACGAAAAACCUCCAUUCACAGAGGAAGAAAUAGGUGACAUUUUACAAGUCUCUGGCGUUCAUUUCGGCAAAAUCGUUGAGAAAGAGAGUGGCAGUUCUAUCACAUUGUCGAACGGGCAGCAAAUCCACUUAGAAGUGGAAAAAAGUGACUUACACAAGUGUCCAAGAUGCUGGAAGCACAGUUCUAGCGAGCGUGAUACCCUCUGUCCAAGAUGCUCAAACGCUGUCACCUGA